Polyodon spathula (Mississippi paddlefish) is the source of this 1713-nucleotide messenger RNA. Its product is annotated as NEDD4 family-interacting protein 2-like. Bases 261 to 962 code for a protein of 233 amino acids. NCBI's taxonomy places the organism in Eukaryota, Metazoa, Chordata, Actinopteri, Acipenseriformes, Polyodontidae. Gene Ontology annotation, molecular function: WW domain binding. Gene Ontology annotation, cellular component: endoplasmic reticulum; Golgi apparatus; perinuclear region of cytoplasm. Gene Ontology annotation, biological process: positive regulation of protein ubiquitination; metal ion transport; ubiquitin-dependent protein catabolic process. The transcript is spliced from 8 exons. The record is from RefSeq and is a predicted model, not a curated record.
CCUACACGUAAAUGCGUCACAAGAGCUAUUGUUUUUCAUCUGAAGUUUUUCUUCGUCGUCUCCGGAUGUUUGUGAUUAUUUAUUUUUUUUCCACUGUAGAAUAUAAGUAGGGUCUAUGAAAUAUAUUUACUUUAAUGAAGAUAUGAAAGAAUAAUAUUAAUAAUAAUAGUAAAGGGGAACACAUAUAUUUGUGUGUGGAUAGUGAGGGAGGUGCCAGAUCGCUUCCAGUUUAUUUUUGUUGUGUCAGGGAAAUCGACAAGAUGGAACAGCAGGCAGUGAGCAGAUACCAAGUGUUAAAUAAUGAGGAUGAGGUCUCCGAGCCCUCUGUGAGUGAGGAGCCCUCUGUUUCUGGACAGACUGCGCCCCCUUCACAGACUGCAGAGCCACUGCAAUCAGAUGCUCCUCCACCUCCAUACAGCAGUGUUGCAGCAGGAGCAACUGCAGCUCCAGAAGGAGAUUUUCAAAAUUACCCUGUGCCACCUCCAUACAGUGUUGCUACCACAUUGCCCACGUAUGAUGAAGCAGAAAACGCUAAAGCUGCAGCGAUGGCGGCUGCUGCAGCAGAUGCAGCUCCAAGAGAAGACGACUAUCCGCCAAGAGAUGACUUCAGUGAUGCAGAUCAACUGAGAGUUGGCAAUGAUGGUGUAUUCAUGCUGGCUUUUUUCAUGGCAUUUCUUUUCAACUGGAUUGGCUUUUGCCUGUCCUUCUGCUUGACUAAUACCAUUGCAGGACGCUAUGGUGCUAUCUGUGGAUUUGGACUUUCCCUGAUUAAAUGGAUCCUCAUUGUGAGGUUUUCUGACUAUUUUACUGGAUACUUCAAUGGUCAGUACUGGCUGUGGUGGAUAUUCCUUGUCCUUGGCCUCCUCUUGUUCAUCAGAGGAUUUGUGAACUAUCUGAAAGUUCGUAACAUGUCCGAGAGUAUGGCAGCUUCUCAUAGAACACGUUUUUUCUUCAUGUACUAAAGAUGGUGGUAACUAAACAUUCCUUUGUGAUGUGAAAUUCCUAGACAAUUUGCAACCUACCAAGUUAACUGGAUACAAAGGCACUGGAAUUAAAUAAAUGAGCAAAGAAAAUAUCCAAAUAAAGAUUUUCUUACAGAUUUAGUAAAACAAGUUGUCAGAUUAAGUUAUGUUUACUUUUAAAUUGCAGUCGGAAAUGGUCUUGCUUAGAUUUAUCGUAUUGUAUUUACUACGGUAAAGUCUGUAAUUAUCAAAUGUACUUCUUCAAUCCAAUCUAAAAUUGAGCCAACCGUAUGCAAAUAAAGAACCCUAUGCAAAUAAAAUGUUGUUCCCAAAACUGGAUGUCAGAAACAGACCUUUUUCUAUUAACUGAUCACUUACUUGGUAUCCCUUUUGGAAUAACUUUUUUAAGUAACUGAAAAUCGAACAUCUAAAAUCCGCGUUACAGAUAUUUCCAACAAAUAUAACACAUUAAUAAGGAGGGUUUUAUUAAGUUGUAGCUUAAAUUGUAUAUAUUUCAUUAAGCUUUUGCUGGCAAAUAUUAAAUAUGCACUAUGGAGUUUUCUUUUCUUGUUUCGCUAGGCUAUGUUACAGCAGUUGCAUGUUGAUUUUAUGCAUUUAGUUGGGGCUCAGAUUACCCGGAUGAGAUUUAAACUGGAACUUGUAUGAACUGUAGCCCAGGAUAAUUGCCUUUUGGACAUUUGCCGUAUUAUUUUGUUUCUUCCUGCUAUGUUUUUUUUUUUUUUUUUUUUUU